GACGACGCAUUCCGCGUCGCGAGCGAGCGAGCGAGCAAAGCCUGCCGACUCCCGCGCCCGCAGUAACAGCACCACCACUAGCGUCUCGGUAUGCCGCUGCCUCCCGCCGCCGCCGCCGCCGCCGGCAGACACGGCGUCGUGUCGCCCGACGACCGCGGGCCCGUCGUCCAGAUCGUCGCGUGGAUUUUCAUGGUCGCCAUGGUGUUGUUUACGGCGACGAGGCUGGCUGUAAGGUAUAUCUCGGCGCAUACGCCGGGGCUGGACGACUGGAUUGUUUUGGCUGCCAUGUUCCUGGGCGUCGGCGUCGUCAUCGCCCUCUCCCUCGCCGUGAACGACGGCCUGGGGAAGCGCAUGCCGGGGCGGCUCGCGGCCGUGGAGAAGCACGUGUACUCGGCAACGAUCCUGUACCUUCUCACGCUCUGCCUUGCAAAACUCUCGGUGAUAGUGUUCCUGGCGCGCCUCGCGGCCGCGAAAACCCACCUAGCCGCGACGUGGGCGCUGGGCGCGCUGACGCUGGCGUGGGCGCUCGCGAGCGUGCUGGGCUUCGCCUUCCGCUGCGCUAUGCCGGCGCCGUGGACGUUUGACGAGAGCUGCUGCUUCGACUCGAUCGCCUUCUGGAAAGCCUCUGCCGCAGUCGACAUGCUGACCGACGCGGCCAUGGUGCUCCUCCCCAUCUGCAUCCUCUGGCGCAUCCGCGUCGCCUUCCGCAAGAAAUGCCUCGUCGUGUCGCUCUUCGCGCUGCGCUUCCUGUCCGUGUGUCCCCUCACCCCCCCCAUAAGAAACAAAACAAAACAAAUCCCUAACACCGCACCACGCGCUACAGCGCUAUCGCCGCCGCCGCUCUCCGCUUGCACUACCUUCUGCACCCGCCGCAUACUGCCGGCACGAAGACCAACAACAACGCACCACCACAACCUUCCCCUCCUUCUCCAGCGCCUCACCCACACCCAAACCCAAACCCAACCCCCACCUUCGACCUCGUCCCCACCCUCCUAGCCACACUCGCGCACGCCACUGCCGCCGUCAUCGCCUCCUGCCUCCCGGCCCUGAAGCCUUUUGUCGAUAACGCCGCGUCUGGGAUGCUGGAUUUUUCGCUUAGGGCCCGUGGGAGGGGCACUACGUAUGGGCGGGCGGGAGUGGGUAGAGAGUGGGCGGGUAGGGAAGGGGUGGUUGGGGUGAGAGGUGUGGGG
Aplosporella prunicola CBS 121167 is the source of this 1190-nucleotide messenger RNA. RefSeq lists its product as uncharacterized. Lineage: Eukaryota; Fungi; Ascomycota; Dothideomycetes; Botryosphaeriales; Aplosporellaceae. The transcript is spliced from 4 exons. The record is from RefSeq and is a predicted model, not a curated record. The coding region runs from base 91 to 996 and encodes 301 amino acids.